Messenger RNA from Aureobasidium uvarum, 1554 nucleotides. NCBI's taxonomy places the organism in Eukaryota, Fungi, Ascomycota, Dothideomycetes, Dothideales, Saccotheciaceae. The record is from the annotation of a GenBank genome assembly.
AUGCCUGGAAGACACCACAACGUUGCUCUAGCCAUCCCGGCUCCCAAGGAGGUGUACAAUGCAUAUGUUUAUGCAGUGGCGCUAGUGGCAUCGAUGGGAGCCUUUAUUUUUGGUUACGAUCUUGCAUUCAUUGGCACCACCAUCACGCUCAAACCCUUCCUCAAGGACUUUGGAUUGACGCACGCUUCGGCGAGCGCUAAAGAUGCCUUUUCGGCCAACAUUGUUUCUCUAUUGCAGGCAGGCUGCUUCUUCGGAUCCUUGGCUGUCGCACCUCUUGGAGAUCGCUUUGGACGCAAGCCUGCUUUGAUGGUUGCUGGCGUGGUCUUCUGUGCUGGAUCUUUGAUGCAGACCGUCAGCUUUGGCCAUGUAGCAGCCAUGUACGUUGGCCGUGCCAUUGGCGGUCNNUUUGGACUCGUGCCCCUCUACGUCGCCGAACUCUCUCCCCCAGCCAUAAGAGGUAGACUUGUCGGUAUCUAUGAGAUCAGCGUACAGACCGGUACAUGCAUUGGUUUCUGGAUCUGCUAUGGCGUGCAACGCAACAUGGCAUCCACAUCUUCACAGUGGAUCUUGCCUUUUGCCAUUCAACUCAUCCCUGGUGUUCUCCUGAUCAUUGGCAUGUUUUUCGUCCCCGAGAGCCCAAGAUGGCUGGCGCAACACAAGUCACGCGAGACUGCAGCACACACCCUUUGUAAGCUUCGUGGUCUGCCCGAGGACCAUGAGUACCUCCAGGAAGAGCUCACCCACAUCAUGGACACUGUCAACGAGCAGCUGGAAAGUCCACAUGAUCAGGGCUUGAUCUCUCAGUUCAAGGAGCUUCGCGUCCCCAGCAACCGCAGACGUAUCCUCGUUGGUUUCUUCAUCUUCGUCUUCAUGCAGUUUGCCGGUUCCAACGCCAUCAACUACUACUCUCCGCGCAUCUUCAAGUCCAUCGGUCUCAAGGGACAAUCCACCGGUCUCUACGCCACUGGUAUCUACGGUAUCGUCAGACUCGUCUGUGUCAUCAUCGCCAUGUACUACGUUGUCGACCGCUUCGGACGCAGAAAGAUGCUCAUGGGCGGAGCAGCCGUCAUGGCCACCGCCAUGUGGUUCAUCGGCGCAUACAUCAAGAUUGCCAACCCGGCACAACACGCAGUCGGACUCUCCGCAGGCGGCUACGCAGCAGUCACCUUCAUCUACAUCUUCGCCGUUGGUUUCUGCUUCUCCUACGCUGGUGUGCCAUGGAUUUACUGUGCUGAAAUCUUCCCUCUUCGCAUCAGAGGUCUGGGAAUGGCUCUUUGCACCGCCACGCACUGGUUGUUCAACUUUGUCAUUGCGCGAUCGGUGCCGUACAUGAUUUCGAACAUUGGCUUCGGCACUUACUUUGUCUUUGCCUCUUGCACGACCGUCUCGAUCAUCUUUGUCUACUUCUGCGUGCCAGAGACUAAGGGUCUGUCUCUUGAGGAGAUUGACGUUGUGUUUGGUGGAGAGUUUACCAGCGGGCUCGAGGGUGCCGCUUUGGAAGAGGUCAAGAUUGGCGAGGAAGCCACACAUGUCGAGUACAUCCAGAAGUCGUGA